AUGGAUAUUAAAGCAGUAGUAGUUGUAUUUUUGAUACUUGCAACUUUAACAACAUCAGUAUACAGUAAUCAAUUAGCAAAUCAAAUCAAUGGUGAUUACUAUUAUCCAAUUGACCAAGGAGCAAAAUGUGAACCAUAUAUAGGUGAUAGACCAGACUUUCCUCUUUGUGGAGGUUUGCUAGCAAACCCAAAUUCAAUCUAUGUAAAUUCAACAACCAAUCAAACCUACCUUAGAACACAAACAGAAACAUAUUUUCAAUUGGUUCAAUUAAUCGGACCUCAAGAAUGUCAAUCUGAUACUGCAACCUAUAUCAAUCUUUGUUCAUUUUUCUUUUUAGAAUGUUUAAAUGUAACUGUUAAUGAUACAGUUACAAAUACAUCUACUGUUGUGGUGUUACCUAGAAGAACAUGUCAGAAUAAUUGUUAUCAAGCUGCAACAGAGAAAUGUCAAAUACCAGAGACUUUAUUUAAUUGUUCUAAAGGUGAUCCUGCAUUUGGUAAUGAUUAUAUACCUAGUUAUCCGGUCAAUGGAAGUUUAUACAAUUUAACAGAGUUUGGAGGUACAUUUGAUUACAAGGUACAGUGUCUCAACCCUUUACUAUACGUAAAUGGCUCGUACAAUCAAAAGUCGUGUCCUUUACCACUACUUUUAUUCAAUUCUACCAUGUCACACGAGCAAGGUGGGAAGGAAGGAUACUUUUACGUAACGAAUAGUAGUGCAUGUGUGUUACCAUGUCCACUACCAAUAUUCACAGAGAAUCAGUGGGAUUCACUCUUUACCUUUCACGAUGUCAUUGCCUAUCUAUCAUUCUUUGGUAGUUUGUUUACAUUUGUUACAUUUGCAUGUCUCAAUCAAUUCAAAACUGCCAAUGAUAAGAACUUGGCACUCUUUUUAACAUCAAUCUUUUUAAUGUCAUUGUCUGGCGUACUCAACAAUUUCAUGGGCCGUGGUAGUACAGAAUCCUUUUUAUGUCCUUCACAAAUUCGAUCUACCUCUUCAGAGGAUGGUAUGUGUGUAUUCAACGCAUUUUUAUUUCAAUUCUCUGCACUCAACUCUGCAGCAUGGUGGUGUGUCAUUGCCAUAGAAAUCUAUUACACCAUCACUCAUUUAACCAAGAAACUCGAACUUUUCAAAUACUAUCUUGCUGGUAUCACAAUCUUUACACUUGUUUUUAGUUUUGUUCCACUUGGUUUAAAAGUUUAUGGUUAUAAUAAGGGAAACUUUAUGUGUUGGAUAGUUGGAGGAGAUGUUUAUGAAAAUGUAUUUUUAUGGGUACCUUUGGGAGUUGCAUUAACCAUUGCAUCGGUACUCAUUGUAUUGGUGAUGAUUGAAAUAUUUAAAGUGGUUAGAGCUACUGGAAGAGGAGGUAGUCUUAUCAUACUCGAGGCAAAACCAAUGUUGAUGGUAAUCGCCAUUUAUUUUUCUUAUGUUUAUCUUUUCUUUUGGAAUUAUUAUUCAGAUAAUGUAGUUACAAAGAGAAUUUAUGAUACAGAGGUACCAUCAUUUUCACAAUGUUUAUUUAGUGGUCGAAGUGAUUGUACGUUGAGAGGACCUGAUUUUGGUAUGAUGGCGGCAUAUGUUUAUUUCCUUCGUAUCUAUGGAUUGUAUAGCUUUUUUAUUUAUGGAUUCAGUGCAAAGUCUAGAAAGAUUUGGAAGAGAUCUAUAUUUAUUCAUAAUAGAUUGGUACAAGGUAUUUUGGCACGUUUCCAAAAUAGAUUUAGAGGUAGUGGUGGAGACAAGACAAAGACAAAUCCAACAGAAUCUACAAACCAUCCAUCGGCUGGUAGUAAUGCAAGUAGAACUAUUUCAAAGAUUGAUGUAGAAUCUACAAUGAAAUCACUCGAUUAUAAUUCAGAUUCUGAAGAGGAUUUAGAUGACAAUGAAAUUAAAUUACAACAGCGAGAUGUUUCAACACCUUUCUAG
Cavenderia fasciculata is the source of this 1923-nucleotide messenger RNA. It is a transcript of the gene fslM-2, whose product is annotated as G-protein-coupled receptor family protein. Gene Ontology annotation, cellular component: membrane. The coding region runs from base 1 to 1923 and encodes 640 amino acids. Gene Ontology annotation, molecular function: transmembrane signaling receptor activity. NCBI's taxonomy places the organism in Eukaryota, Evosea, Eumycetozoa, Acytosteliales, Cavenderiaceae. The transcript is spliced from 5 exons. The record is from RefSeq and is a predicted model, not a curated record. Gene Ontology annotation, biological process: cell surface receptor signaling pathway.